AUGGCGCCGAUAUCGCUCUCCCUUGGUAACACUAUCGGAGCUGCCUUCAUAGGCAAUAUCCUUGCGGCAUGUCUUUAUGGGUUGACGACCUUGCAGACUUACGUUUACUAUGGGAAGAGCCGCAAAGACUCGGCUACGAUGAAGAGCCUCGUCGCAUUUCUAUGGAUUCUCGACACUGUUCAUCUGAUCAUGGUCACGCAUACUGUGUAUCAUUAUGCUAUCACGAAUUUUGGGGAUUUCUUGGGUGUGCUGAAACCGACGUGGAGUGUGCUGGCCCAGGUCAUUGUGACGGGUGUAAGCGACGGAAUUAUCAGAGGAAUUUGGAUAUUGAGCGACAGGAACCGUGUUCUCUGCUCAAUCAUCGCCAUCACAUCUGUGGUCAGCUUUGGCUGUAGUUUGGCGUAUCCGAUCAAGGGGUUUUCGUGCACCAGCUACGUUGAGCUGCAGCAAUUCGCGUGGCUUUUCUACUUCAGUCUGUCGAUGAUCUUUGCCGCCGACCUCAUCAUCGCUGCGUCGAUGUGUGCGUUACUUGCAAGGCGGAGAAGCAGCUACUUCGGCGUGGAUCAAACGAUUCGGACCCUUAUCCUGUUCAGCGUGAACACUGGAGUAGUAACUACCCUAUGCACAUUGAUGGCACUCAUCGCAUAUGCAGUGUCCCCCCACACCUUCAUCUAUAUCGCCUUCUACUUCUUGCUUCCGAAGCCUUCCAUGCAUAGAUCGCAUGUGGAGGGGAUCACAGCCCAAGACGUCAGUUCCAGCGAGCACUACCGCGGACCUCACAACCUCGCGCUACCUGCAGAAGCGAAGCGCUCGGAGGCGGGCGCAAGACGCAUCGCGCUACACGAGGACGCCAGUGUGAUUCAUAUCUCCGAGAGCAUGCCACAGAAACUAGCGCCAGCCUGGUAG
Molecule: messenger RNA, 906 nt
Organism: Trametes versicolor FP-101664 SS1
Lineage: Eukaryota; Fungi; Basidiomycota; Agaricomycetes; Polyporales; Polyporaceae
Exons: 21
Coding region: 1-906 (301 amino acids)
Source: RefSeq, a predicted model, not a curated record